Molecule: messenger RNA, 537 nt
Organism: Durusdinium trenchii
Lineage: Eukaryota; Dinophyceae; Suessiales; Symbiodiniaceae
Source: the annotation of a GenBank genome assembly
AUGAAGGCCGCGAUGUCGAGCCCCACGGACUUUGAGGAGGUGGCGAAGAGGUGCCUCGAUGCGCGGCAUUCGAAGCCCGGGAAGCCUGUGACGUUCGAGGAGUUGGAGCUGAAGAGCCUCUGCCUCGCGGCGUCAGGGGGCUUCCGAACCAGCGCCGAGGGACACGAAGGAGUCGGGGGGUUCGUGGAGCCGGAGCGGGCUUCCGAAGUGGAGAUGGGGCGGCUUUUCUCGAUUUCCCCCGCUCAAAAAGGUGGGUGGAGGAUCGUUUGGAACUCCUUCGACGGCCAACAUCUCGACCCGUUCGCUCGCGUCAUUGGUGUCGCCACUUCGCCGCCAGCCGUUCGGUCGCUCGUGGAGCGGUCUGAGGUCCGACAGACUUUACUUUCACAAAGCCCCUUCCUGGAGCUUGAAGUGCGGAGCCCCGGCUCCCGCUUUGGAAUUAGCGUGUCCACGUUCAAGCUCAGUGUCGAUGUUGGGCCCGUGGAAUCCAAAUCCAUCCGAAUGGGGAAUGGGAUGAAAAUCAAAGCCGCUGUCUAG